CUGCGGCCCUAUGGUGAAGCUGAUGGUAACGUACCACCGGAGAAAGCAGCGAUAGGCAUCCUACCUCACCGCCAGCUCUGUCUACGACGCCAUGGAGGGUAACGUAUUGCCCGAGACGUCGGAGAGCGGGAGUCUAGGAGGAUACAUCUACAACGACGACGAGGACGACGAUGCGGAUGACGAGCUUGACAACGAGCAUUCCGACUUCGAGUCAUGCGAAGAGCUCGAGGGCGCGAACCAGCGCGCGGCUCGAGAGAUCAGCGACUUGAGCAUCAGCGGCAUCUCAGCCGUCCAGCAUGACGAGACUUUACCGCACGAAGACGCUUCGGACGACUACGUCGAGAUCGUGAAGAACUUGAGCGAUAGCGAGCAAUCGUCGGAUGAUGACGUGUCAGAGCCGUUGAAGUUGAGAAAGUUUGACUACACUUUGGUACUGGAAUGUAUGUGCGCGGGAAGCAAGAGGAAGCAAAUCAACGUUUGGCUGCCAGAGACUCUUGUCUUUGUUAACAACGUCCCGCUGUGUUGGUACUUCACGCGGAAGCAAGACUGUACCAUCUCGAAACGAAACUUCGGGCACAAGAAGUCAAUGACAAACCAGCAGAUCCUCGCCAAGUUCGGAGGGUUGACCGGAGAGAUCACCUCGUACUUCGUGCAUGUCACUGACGUCGACGAGGAGCACAUGAGCUGGAAGAUCGAAUACUUCGAUAGGAAAAGCCUCCGAGAUUUUCUCUACGAUGAAAACGCAACUCGCAACGGUUUCUUGCAGAAAUUCGUGUGCAUCCGCAAGCAUCGAUUCGCAGCUUCUCUAGACACGAAUCAGCUGCUGCAAACCUUUGACGUGAGAUGGAAGAAGGACGAUCUGAGGAGCACGAGGGUGCAGACCCGCUCCUACGUCUUCCGCAUCCCUGACGACGGGACGAGCUCCUACAGGUACGGCAUGGCAGAGCCGCACGACCAUCGUUCCUCCCACCUGUCGAUGAACUCGACCAUCACCAAGAAGGCUCAGAGCGUCUGUCGCUGCAUCGCUGAGUCGAUGAAGCUCCCCGUGGACGGAUACUCCCGCACCCUCCAACGGAUUCACUGCAAGUUCAGGAUGGGAAAGGAGGGCGUCCUGUGGUUCCAGUUCUGCACCUGGAUGAGGGCGGACAAGUACGGCCCCCUCCAACGGAGGCUGUCGAGCCUGCGCAUGUCCGACCUGCUCUUCUCCAGCAGCAGGAAUUUGCUUCAGGGGGAGCCCGCGCCCGACUCCUCGCUUGCUCAGCAGAGCAAGGGCCCUGUGCAGGAGCACGAGCACGUGAGGAGUGUGGAGGCGGAGCAGGUCAACAAGGUCAGCCUGCCGACCAAGAGCCAGGACAUGAGGACCUGUUCUCUGUGCUCGGCUCGAAUCCUCGCGCAGACGUCAUGCUCCGUCACCUACGGCGAAGUCCUUCCCUUCCUGAUGCACCUCAACGUCAGUCUCCGCUCUCAGCUCUCCCCAGCUGAUGCCCACCAGGGGGAGGCAGCAGCAGAGGCGGCGGUCGAGAAUCUGCCGCAGGAGCUCUGGAGGGAGAUGCAGCUCAAGGAGGAAGAGGAGGUCGGCCUGCAGGACCUCAGCUGCCGGCUGCAGUUGAUCGGGCUGUCACCGUCGUGGAUCGAGAGGAUCAUAGUGGAGAUGGCGUCGAGCGACGAGGAGAUCAGCGGGUUCGUCGACCUCAGGCUGUUCAGGAUGGCGAUAGAGGCCUCGCAGGGUCAGCGGGGGAGAGGCUGGACGGAUGGAGGGGAGGAGAGGAGGGAGUGGGAGCACGGAGACUCUAUCUUCUCCGACCAGCCGCUGAUCUACCAGUACAUGUCCCCAACUUUGCACAAGAGGAAAGUUCCGUCAGUGUUCAACGAGCUUGCUCUUCACAUCCCUGAGUUGGACUUCCAUCUCUUGUUCGAGGAGAGGCAUGGCGGGUUGUCAUGGGCAGGCGUCCUUCACAAGGACGUGGUAUGUUGCCUGCAUUGCAAACGAGUAUGCAAGCUCUUCGUCGAGGCGAAACUUCGAGGGCUCGAGUACUCGGAGCCUCAACUCGACAAGCUCAAGAAGCUGGUGCACCCCAACAGCCCGACGCUCCUCGCCAUCAUGUGGAACUUGCGGGGCAAGAAGACAAGCACACAGAUCCCCGUCGACCGGGAGUGGAGUUUGGACCGGGCCAAGGAGUCGAGGAAGGUCGAGCAGCAGCGGGGAGGUCAGCAUGCAGAGCAAGUCGAAGCAGAGCCUGCAGUGGCUGCGCGAGAUCUCUAA
Molecule: messenger RNA, 2263 nt
Organism: Guillardia theta CCMP2712
Lineage: Eukaryota; Cryptophyceae; Pyrenomonadales; Geminigeraceae
Exons: 9
Coding region: 92-2263 (723 amino acids)
Source: RefSeq, a predicted model, not a curated record